Aspergillus pseudoviridinutans is the source of this 1056-nucleotide messenger RNA. RefSeq lists its product as uncharacterized. The record is from RefSeq and is a predicted model, not a curated record. Lineage: Eukaryota; Fungi; Ascomycota; Eurotiomycetes; Eurotiales; Aspergillaceae. The coding region runs from base 1 to 1056 and encodes 351 amino acids. The transcript has 4 exons.
AUGGCUGUUCCAGCGCCAGACUAUGGGCAUGAGCUGCCCACUGGGAGUGAUGCACCUGAUCGCCUCGAACAGAGCGCGUACAUGGCCUCCCGAUCACCGACACCACAGCUUCAUACCGCCGAGCUAGCACAGGUCCUCCCGCCCAUGACCGUGCAGCAGAAGACGAGUAUGUCGACGAGUUCUCGACGGAGCGGAACACCCUCUCUGCAUCCAACGUCAGAGUUGGAGGAGGAAGACAAUCCGUAUAUGAUGACGAAAAGCCUAGCGCGAAGAGCAACCCUCCUCGGCUGGUUCGACCAUUCCAAUCCCAACCCGGCAGAGAAUCCCUCCUCGGUCUGCGUGGCCAUCAAACUGCCAGACGACGCGUACUCCUUCCAUCCGGCCGUUAUCAGUCCCGGCCUCGCAAAGGCAAUCAAAAGACUAGACGAAACGGCCGUCGUCGCACUGUCGUCUCGCGUCACCGCCAGGACAAUCGCGACGAUCGCCACGGACCAGAAGAGCUUCGUCGUAGAGAGCACGAGCGCGCGGAUCCCUGUCAUUCCUACCCUGGACGACGUGGACGUGAAUCUUACACAUUACUCCCGUGCAUGCAUCGUCCUAGACGAAAAGAUCGUUUUGGUCUGGUCGCAUGAUGCGAGUGGGUUACUUAACAUAGCGCAUGAUGUGGAGAUGCAGCUCGGCGGACAGAGCCCUAGGAUAUCGAAUCUCACCACCCCGAGGAUAUCCGGCCGGUCAACACCCCUCGGAUCCCUCCGGUCAGACGAGCUGCAGAAACCGGCCAUCGCGUCCCUUCCCGUGCGUGGCGCGCUGGACGAGAAACAGGAUAUAUACAGCAAAGCAGUGGCGCUGGAGGAGGGGGAGGACGAAGACGCCCCGGACCUGGAGCAGAAUGUUGCCCCGAGACCGGCGCUGCGGAUCCACGCGGUUAAGAUCAGUCUGGCGAUUAUGCUGGUUAUCUUGACGCAGUCGCUGGGGGUGGCGAGGCUGCUGAAUGAGUACAUGUGGGAUGGAGGAUACACACGGUUUGCGCUGGUAGAACCGAUGGAAAUGGAUUAA